AUGCGGAACAUGCCCUACGUCAUGGCUGUGGAGCACAUUACGGAGAUUGUCAACAGUCCUGAGAUGUCUUUCACCGGUGAGAAUGCCGUGGAACUUUUCAUCAAGCUGUACUCUCUGUUCACACAGCCCCGCCCCCGGCUGCUACAGGGAUGA
Molecule: messenger RNA, 153 nt
Organism: Symbiodinium necroappetens
Lineage: Eukaryota; Dinophyceae; Suessiales; Symbiodiniaceae
Source: the annotation of a GenBank genome assembly